Lagenorhynchus albirostris (white-beaked dolphin) is the source of this 4780-nucleotide messenger RNA. RefSeq names its product solute carrier family 25 member 16 (gene SLC25A16). The transcript is spliced from 9 exons. The record is from RefSeq and is a predicted model, not a curated record. Gene Ontology annotation, cellular component: mitochondrial inner membrane. Gene Ontology annotation, biological process: transmembrane transport. The coding region runs from base 110 to 967 and encodes 285 amino acids. NCBI's taxonomy places the organism in Eukaryota, Metazoa, Chordata, Mammalia, Artiodactyla, Delphinidae.
CCGUCCCGCCGUGCGGCGGUCGGUGCCCUGUCACUGCCCGCUCUGGCCAUGGCUAGGGCGCUUGGGUUAUAAGUUAGCGACCAAAGCUCCCGACGCGGCCCUGGUCCUGAUGGCGGCGGCGGCGGCCCUGGCAGCAGCCGAGCCACCUCCCGCGAUGCCGCAAGCGGCAGGAGCCGGAGGGCCAGCCGCCCGCAGAGAUUUCUACUGGCUGCGCUCCUUCCUGGCCGGAGGUAUUGCUGGAUGCUGUGCCAAAACAACAGUUGCUCCUUUGGAUCGAGUGAAGGUUUUAUUACAAGCUCACAAUCACCAUUACAAACACUUGGGAGUAUUUUCUACAUUGCGUGCUGUUCCCCAAAAGGAGGGAUACCUUGGAUUGUAUAAAGGGAAUGGUGCAAUGAUGAUUCGAAUUUUUCCUUAUGGUGCAAUCCAGUUUAUGGCAUUUGAGCAUUAUAAAACGUUAAUAACUACAAAACUGGGAGUUUCUGGUCAUGUACACAGAUUAAUGGCUGGGUCCAUGGCAGGUAUGACAGCAGUUAUCUGUACUUACCCUCUUGAUAUGGUUAGAGUACGCCUAGCAUUCCAGGUGAAAGGGGAACAUACUUAUACGGGAAUUAUUCAUGCAUUCAAAACAAUUUAUGCAAAGGAAGGUGGUUUCCUUGGAUUUUACAGAGGCUUGAUGCCUACUAUAUUAGGAAUGGCUCCAUAUGCAGGUGUUUCGUUUUUUACUUUUGGUACCUUAAAGAGUGUUGGGCUUUCCCAUGCUCCUACCCUUCUUGGCAGACCUUCAUCAGACAAUCCUAAUGUCUUAGUUUUGAAAACUCACAUAAACUUACUUUGUGGUGGUGUUGCUGGAGCAAUAGCACAGACAAUAUCCUACCCAUUUGAUGUAACACGUCGGCGAAUGCAGUUAGGAACUGUUCUUCCAGAAUUUGAAAAGUGCCUAUUGAUAACACAAAGUGAAUCUUGACAGAUUAUCUUCAAUUUGAAUAUUGACUGUUUCUGUUUUGAUCUCCAUUGUAAUACUUUCCUUGCCUUUUAUUGGGUACAGCCCUCUGAUCUAUAGAAUGGGGCAGUGAUUUUGUUUAGGGACUGAUGAGUGAGGUACCAUUCCUAGCUCUUAAUGGUGGUCUGUAUGGAGAUGAAAAGCUUAGUGGGUAUAUAUAAUAAUAUCUUACAACAUUUUCCUCCAGAUUACUCAACAUCCAUUUAUGCAGCACCCAUUGUGUGCCACGGAUUAUAUCAGCAUUAUGGGGGCAUACCUUGAGAGGUCUGUUAACUGUACUUGCAGUCUGAUUUGGAUUCCCAAUAGCAUCUAUCACUGGGUAUUUCUCUAACAGGGUAUGUACCAUACUUUUUGGUUACUGCAUGUUUAUGUGUCCUCCCAUUGGUUCCUUCAUGGGCAGAGUCAUACCUUCAUCCCCUUUAAGGAGCACAGGGUAUGGCAUCAUAAUAGUUGCUCAGUGAUGUUUACUGAUGGGCAGAAGGAAGGUUUGGUUCCUGUUUUUGGAGAAAAUGUUCUAGUAGAGAGAAACGAGGCACAAAUAGUUUAGGGAAAGAGCAAUUUAGAAAGAAAGUUAUUUGUUUUUUCUUCACAGAAAUGUCUUGUUGCUAAUUUGAGCCAGGAUGAAUGGCAAAUAAUACCUAUAUUAUGUGAGUAUGCGUUGCCUUGCAGAGUUGGGCCAAUGAUAUCUGACAUACUUGUAUAGCAACUGUAUACUUAAACACAUCAAUUCUUUGAAUAUUAGACAUUGUUACAAACUAGAAAUCAAUGACAAAUAAUAAGUCAUGUAUAUUUCCUGAGUAUUUACUAUGUUCCAUUCCUUAUUUUAAGCACAUUUGAUGCCUUAACUCUAUAACAGUACUAUAAGAUAGGCACUAUUAAAUAUUCCUUUUUUACAGUUGGGAUAAUUGAGACCCAGGGAUAUCAAGUAACUUGCCCAGGUUCACACAAUAAGUGGUGGAUCUAAGAUUCAGCCUACAGCGUAGUCUACUAGCCAUGAUGCUAUACUUCAACACAGUAGUAUCCUUCCUAUUCACGUAGAGCUCUAAUAUGUAAUAAAUACAAACCAAUUAAUAGAAUGAUUAUAGAUUUUGGAAAGUGCUUUAGAAAAUUUUUUUGCCCCCCCCCGGCCCCCCUCCCCCCAGCAAGUGGCUUGCGGGAUCUUAGUUCCCUGAAUAGGGAUUGAAUGCAGGGCCCUCGACAGUGAAAGCACAGAGUCCUAACCCUGAGACUACCAGGAAAUUACUGGAAAGUGCUUAUUAAGGAAGUAAAUAGAUUACAUGAUAGAGAAUAAUUGUUGGGUGUAAGGAUCAGAGUGCUACUUUAGAAUGGUCAGGGAAAAGUUUCUUUGAUGUGCUAAACUUUAAGCCUACACAUGAAAAGGAAGUAGUCGUGCAAAGAGCUGUGGGGGAAGAAUGGCCCAGAUGAAGGGAACAGCACAGUACAAAAACUCUGAAACAGGAAAAAGCUUAGUUUGACACAGGAAUUGUCAGAAGCCCAGUGUCAAUGAAGCUCCCUGAGAGAGGGAGUAGCAAUAAAUAGGUUGGAGAAGUAGACAAAGGCAUCAAAAGUGCUUAAAAUAAGGAAUGGAACAGGAAAUAUAUAUGACUUAUUAUUGCCAGGAAAUAUACAUGACUUAUUAUUUGUCAUUCAUUUCUAGUUUGUAACACUGUCUGAUAUUCAAAGAAUUGACAUAAGUGUUUAAGUAUACAGUUGCUAUACAAGUAUGUCAGAUAUUGUUAUUUGAUGCCUUAACUCUAUAACAGUACUAUAAGAUAGGCACUAUUAAAUAUUCCUUUUUUACAGUUGGGAUAAUUGAGACCCAGGGAUAUCAAGUAACUUGCCCAGGUUCACACAAUAAGUGGUGGAUCUAAGCCCUGUGUGAAUGAAGCUCCCUGAGUGAGGGAGUAGCAAUAAAUAGGUUGGAGAAGUAGACAAAGGGCAGAUCAAUGUAUUUAGGGCUCUAUAGGAUGUAGUAAUGAUUUUGUCUUUUAUUCUAAAUGCAAUGGGAAGCCUUGAAGGUUUUCAGUAGGGGAAUAAAAUUGCCUGAUUAUAUUUGUACAAAGAUUACUGCUUUAUCAACAAUUAUAUGCACUUAAAACAGAAAUCAGGGAAUUCCCUGGUGGUCCAGUGGUUGACUCUGUGCUUCCAAUGCAGGGGGUGUGGGUUCGAUCCCCGGGUGGGGAAUUAAGAUCCCACAUGCUGGCAGAGCCAAAACAAACAAACAAACAAAACAACAAAAUAAAAAACAACAGAAAUCAACAAAAUUAAAAACAGAUAAUAGAGAAAAUAACAAACCCCAAAAUUGGUUUUUUGAAGAGAUCAACAAAAUUGGUAAGCCCCUUAGCUAGACUGAUAACUAAAAAGGAAUAUAAAUUACCAAUAUCAAGAAUGGGGAAUUCCCUGGUGGUCCAGUGGUUAGGACUCCACGCUUUCAUUGCCGAAGGCCCGGGUUCAAUCCCUGGCUGGGGAACUAAGAUCCCACAAGCCAUGUGGCGUGGCCAAAAAAAAAAUAAUGAAAAAGAUGACAUUACUAUGGAUCCUAUGGAUGUUAAAAAGAUAAUACGGGAUUUCUAAAUAACUCUUUGCUAAGGAAUUUGAUGACUUAGAUGAAAUGGACAGAGGCUUUGAAAAUCACAACCAAAACUGAUGUAGGUGAAACAAAAUCUGCAUAACCAGUUAAAGAAACUGAAUUUAUCAAAAAUCCUUCCACAAAGAAAACUCCAGGCUCAGAUUGUGAAUUCUGUUGGACAUCUAAGAAAGAAAUAAUUUUAUACAAACUUUCAGAAAUUAGAAGACAGCACUUUUAUGAUGCCACUAUAACCUUGAUGCCCAAACCUGACCAAGUUGUUACAGAAAAAUAAAAUUACCAACCAGUAUCCUUCAGGAACAAAGAUGGAAAAAUCUUUAGCAGCAUAUUAGCAAAUCAAAUCCAGCAAUACAUAAAAAGUUUAUUGUAUCGUGACGAAAUUGGGUUUAUCCUAGGAGCGCCAAGUUGUUUCACAAUCUUAAGUCAAUAGUGUAAUUUCCUGUAAUCACAGAAUAAAGGAGAAAAACACAUGAUUCUUCAAUUUCUGCACUUCAAAAGUGCAGAAAAAGCACUUGGCAAAAUUCAAAAUUGAUACAUUAUAAAAAUCACAUUAGGGUAGACCUUCCUCAAUCUGAUAGAGCAUUUUAUCAGAUUAAUUUUCCAACCGUACAUCUCAUCUCACAUGUUCUUCUCGUGUCAUUGACACUCAUCCCAUCAAGAGGUAGAGACCAGUCCCUCCCCUUACAUCUGGUUGAGUGGGCUUGUGUCUACAGUGGAAGUGAUGCUGUGUUACUUCUGAAGUUACGUCAUAAAGCUGAAACAGCUUCCAUCUGGUCUUUUGGAAUGCUUGCUCUUGGAAUCCUCAUGACAUGCUGUGAGGAAGCCAGGCAGCCCCUGUAGAGAAACUGUCAGCCAGCCUCAACUUGCCAGCCAUUUGAGUAAGCCAUCUUCAAAGUGGAUCCUCCAGCUUCCAGCUGAUGCUUCAUGGACAGAGAAAAGCUUUCCUCACAGAGCCCUGCCCAAAAUGAAAAUUCAUAAGCUAAAAAAAUGAUUGUUGGGGACUUCCCUGGCGGUCCAGUGGCUAGGGCUCCUUGCUUCCACUGCAGGGGGCGCAGGUUUGAUCACUGGUUCGGGAACUAAGAUCCCACAUGCCACAAAAAUAAAUUAAUUAAUUUAAAAAAAGAUUGUUGUUUAAAGACACUAAGUUUUGGAGGUUUGUUUUUUACAUAGAUUAGAUAACCAUAGGAAAU